Molecule: messenger RNA, 1716 nt
Organism: Impatiens glandulifera
Lineage: Eukaryota; Viridiplantae; Streptophyta; Magnoliopsida; Ericales; Balsaminaceae
Product: UDP-rhamnose/UDP-galactose transporter 3-like
Exons: 5
Coding region: 440-1468 (342 amino acids)
Cellular component (GO): Golgi apparatus
Molecular function (GO): antiporter activity; UDP-galactose transmembrane transporter activity
Source: RefSeq, a predicted model, not a curated record
UUCAUUCUUCAUCUAUCUCCGAUUGUGAUGUGACCUGACUGACGUUCACUCUCCUUGAAGAAGACCCACCUACUUAAAUCUCUUCUCCUCCCUUCCGGAUUGACGCAGAAUCCAGAUCUAUCCCCUCCCCCCACCAUUUGAAAUGAAUUGAACAGGACAAAACCAUACACUCUACAGAAGAGAGUGUGUUUUGUAUGUGCGCGCCCGCGCGUGUCAUUGUGUGCAAAAGAAACGCUUGGGAAUGAUCAAGUAGGAAUUUUUCAACACACACCUAUAUCCCCCCUUUGCUUAACCCACCAUUCAUUCUCCCAUUGGUUUUAUCGUCCUUCUUUGUAUCUGGGUUUUUCUCUCUAUCUAUAAUACACCCUUUAUUACCCACCUCUCCUCUCCUCUCCUCUCCGGCUAGAAGAUUUUGACAUUGUUUGUAGGUCUGCCGACGAUGGAGAGUGAAAAGAAACCUUCUGCAGUGUCCGAUGUUGGCGCUUGGGCUAUGAACGUUAUAAGUUCUGUUGGAAUCAUUAUGGUAAACAAACAACUCAUGUCUCUUCACGGCUAUUCAUUUAUCUUCGCAACAACGUUAACUGGAUUCCAUUUCCUUGUUACUGCUUUGGUUGGAGCUGUAUCUAAAGCUACUGGUUACUCUGCAUCAAAGCAUGUUCCUAAUUGGGAGCUUAUCUGGUUCUCAAUUGUAGCAAAUAUGUCUAUUACAGGAAUGAAUUUAAGUUUGAUGCUCAACUCUGUUGGAUUUUAUCAAAUAUCAAAGCUGAGCAUGAUCCCAGUUGUGUGUGUAUUGGAAUGGAUUCUUCACAACAAACAUUAUUCAAGAGAAGUUAAACUAUCUGUUGUGCUUGUGGUCAUUGGCGUUGGUGUAUGCACAGUAACUGAUGUUAAAGUAAAUGGCAAAGGUUUUUCUUGUGCCUGUGUUGCUGUCUUCUCUACAUCUCUUCAGCAAAUUUCAAUAGGCUCCCUGCAGAAGAAGUACUCCAUCGGGUCAUUUGAACUGUUAAGUAAGACUGCUCCAUUCCAAGCAGCAUCUCUUCUCACCUUUGGCCCGUUUAUUGACUACCUUCUCAAUGGGGAAUCGAUAAUGGAAUACAAUUGGUCUACUGGCGCAUUUGUAUUCAUACUCCUUUCAUGCACCUUAGCAGUCUUCUGUAAUAUCAGUCAAUAUCUCUGCAUUGGACGGUUCUCAGCUGUUUCAUUCCAGGUUUUAGGUCAUAUGAAGACUGUAUGUGUCCUGACAUUGGGUUGGGUGUUGUUUGAUUCAGAGUUGACGUUUAAGAACAUAAUGGGAAUGAUUAUUGCGGUCAUUGGCAUGAUAGUAUAUAGUUGGGCCAUGGAGAUCGAAAAACAAUUGACUAAAAACAGCAUCAUUGAAGAUGAAUUUAGGCAAUUGAAGAAGGGAGUUGAACAUUUUCCUAUGAAUAUGAAUGACGAUGACAUUGAACUAGCCGAGUCCAAGAGAUGAGUCGUCGUCGAGUCGAGGAUGGUUUUCUUAUUAAAGGGUUUAAUUUAUAUAUACAACAACAUAAGAGUAAGAGAGUAAAGGUGGUAUCUAGAUCAUCCUUCAUACUAUUAUUGACUGAUUUUACAUAUAGAUUUAGAAAUUGUAACCUCUAUUACUAUUAUAUAGAAUAUUUUCUUAUUGAACAAUCAAUGUUGGGACAGUGAGGCCAUAAUAUAUUAAAUAUUAUGAAGGGAAUAUAUAGUUUGUUA